Jaculus jaculus (lesser Egyptian jerboa) is the source of this 951-nucleotide messenger RNA. Its product is annotated as putative vomeronasal receptor-like protein 4. The record is from RefSeq and is a predicted model, not a curated record. Gene Ontology annotation, biological process: G protein-coupled receptor signaling pathway. Gene Ontology annotation, molecular function: pheromone receptor activity. Gene Ontology annotation, cellular component: membrane. NCBI's taxonomy places the organism in Eukaryota, Metazoa, Chordata, Mammalia, Rodentia, Dipodidae. The transcript has a single exon. The coding region runs from base 1 to 951 and encodes 316 amino acids.
AUGCUUUGGAAUCACCAUGUCCAGAUUAUCAUCUGCCUGUGUCUUACUGUACCUGGAAUUGUGGGAAAUAUCCUGAUAUUUGUGAGAUAUGUAUAUAAUAUUCUCAUGGGGCCUAAGAAGAAAUCCAUAGACCUUAUCCUCAUUCACUUGUCAUUUUCAAAUAUACUCAUUAUUUGUAGCACAGUUGUCCGAGACAGAGCCAUAUGUUUUUAUUUCAAGAUCUUCCUAGGCCAUACUGGUUGCAAAGCUGUGGUUUUUCUGGGAAGAAUGGCUCGAGGAUUUUCUAUUUGCACCACCUGUCUCCUCACUAUGGUCCAGGCUGUCACCAUCAACCCCAGGGCUACACUAUGGAGUACUCUAUGGAGAAAAUUCAAACCACAGACUGCAGGGCAGGUUCUUCCCUAUCUCCUCCUCUUUUGGAUAUUAAAUUCUCUGAUAGGCUCAAACUUACUGUACUACAUCACAUCAGUCAAUAGUGUGAACAGAUCUGUUGUUGACAAGUAUAGUGGGUAUUGCAUUAUGCUACCAAGUAGGCAAAUAGCAAGGUGGACUGUCCUCUCUUUCAUGUCUAUUCGUGAUGUUGUCUUCCAGAGUCUCAUGGGCUGGAGCAGUGUAUCCAUGGCUCUGCAUCUGUAUAAACAUCACAAGCACGUCUUCUAUCUUCGUACUUCCAAGCGUAUCAACAAUUCCAGCCCAGAAAUCAGAGCAACACUAAGUACUCUCAUUCUCAUGACCUGUUUCCUUUUCUUUUAUUGGGUAGAUUUUAUUUUCUCCUUGUACACAGUUUCCACAAUGACACAAGAUUCAAUGACAUUUAUUUCUAAAAGUUUUCUAGAACUUGGUUAUGCUAUUUUCAGCAGCUUUGUCCUGGUCAGCAGAGAUGUUCAUGUUGCUAAAUACUGGAGUGCUCACAAAUUGCUGAAAUUAAAUUCUGCACCCCUUCCUCCAUGA